Cajanus cajan (pigeon pea) is the source of this 3395-nucleotide messenger RNA. Its product is annotated as PWWP domain-containing protein 6. The record is from RefSeq and is a predicted model, not a curated record. Lineage: Eukaryota; Viridiplantae; Streptophyta; Magnoliopsida; Fabales; Fabaceae.
AUGUGUUGUCCUAAAAUCUCAUUAUUCUUGCAUGUCAAUCCGAUCAGAUUCUCAAGUCAAUGGUUUUGAUUUGAGGGUUGCUUCAAAGCACACAAAGUAAGCUUCUUUGGAACCCUAGUUUUCUUGGUUUUCUCAGCCUAGGUUGAUUUUCUCGAGAAAGGAAUUUUUCUUGUUUGAUGGGUACGGUGGAGGCUCGAUCGAAGGACCCAUCUGGGUGUUCAUCGCCUUCUCCAGAGAAUGACAAAAAUGAGCUAAGGGAAGCUUUGUGUGCUUUGAAAAAUGGGGCCUCAGAAAACGGGGUUGGCUUCUCUGGCCAUGGGAACCGAGGUUUUCGUGAUGGUGGGGGUGUUGAAGUGGUGAAGGGCAGGGUCUUUGAGACCAAGGUUUCGGAUGAGACGGGUUCUGUGGGGAGAGAAAUGGAGGAUGGUUGUCAAGGUUUGGCUGAUUCUGAGAUGAAUGGGGUCUCCUCUUUGUUGAAAAUGAGAGGGAGUGGUAGUGGUAGGAACUUGAUGUUUUCUUAUGGUGGUGAGAGUGAUGGUGCUGGGAAGUUGAACUCUGAGGGUGGUUCUUUGGGGGUUGAAAUGGGAGGAGGAAGUAGAGAUUGGAAGAAAACUGAGCGCGGGGAUGAUCAAAAUGGGAAAACUGGGACUUUAGAUGUUCCAAUUAGUGAUACAAGUGAAAACAAGGAUUUGGAAAUGGAUGACUUGGGUGAUGAAGGAUAUGGGGGCUUUUCUGUUGGUGAUUUUGUUUGGGGGAAAAUUAAGAGUCAUCCCUGGUGGCCUGGCAGGAUUUAUGAUCCAUCUGAUGCUUCAGAUUUUGCUUUGAAGCUGAGACAAAGGAAUAGACUACUCGUUGCUUACUUUGGGGAUGGAACCUUUGCUUGGUGCCAUCCUUCUCAAUUGAAACCGUUUGAGGAGAACUUUGAGGAUAUGGUGAAGCAGAGUAGCUCCCGUGCUUUUGUCAAUGCUGUACAAGAAGCUGUAAAUGAGGUUGGAAGGCUCUUGGAUUUGAAGAUAAGUUCUUCAUGUGUUGCAAAUAAAACUAGGUCUGAAUUCACUCGGCCGGUGGCGGACAAUUCUGGAGUCAAGGAGGGAAUUCUUAUACCUGAAAAUGGUAUAGAGAAGCUUUCAGAUGUUCUGAUUGAUCCAGCAGAAUUACUUUCUCGAGUGAAACAAAUUACCGAGAUUAUUUCCAUUGCCAAUAUUCUGGAGCUGGAAAUAUUGAAAGCUCGACUUUCAGCCUUUUAUCUAUCUAGAGGAGGUUAUAGAUUACCUAUGUAUGAGGCGCCCCAGCCAAUUCCUGGACUUGAAGAUAGUUUAAGUGAUAAAACAGUGAAUGUAGGCAGAAGUGAGGGUGCAGUGGAAGUACCCGUCCAUGGACCAUUUGAAGAGGACUACGCUACCAUGCCAGUGAGCCCAAAAUCUGGUGAAUUGAGUCUUUCACAUGGUAUUUCAGGAAAUAGAUUGAAUCAUAGGAUUAAGCAGAAAAGUAUUGCUGAAAUUAUGGGAGAGGACAAAGAUGUCAAUACCAAAAACAAGAAUGGAGAUGCAACUGAAAAAGUGUCUGUUAGAAAGAAGAGGAAAGGCAGUGAGGAUACAAUGGCUUCUAAACCUGUGCAGAAGAGAAAAGGGUUGUCCCCAAAUACUGAUGCUAACAUGGCAAGUGCUGAAAAUGAUAAUGGUAGUUGGGGGAAAGAGAACAGUGACAAUGGAACAUUGGCACAGCUGAAAAAGAAGAAAAAAGCUUUUGGUAUUGGAAACACCAGUAGUGGGAGCAAAAAUGACGCUGAUCAAGAAGGGAAAGUCAAAGGAAAAACUGAGAAGGGUUCUUUGGCAAGAGAAAGGAAGAAAAGCAAGUACUUGUCCCCUCCUUUCACUAUUCCAACCAGAGAGCAGAGGAAAGGAGAGAUAGAAACAGAAUCCCCUAAAGUUUCUGGCAAAGAGCAGGUAACAGAGCCAGUGACCAGAGCUUCUGACCAACUUCUUAAGUCCCCUGUACCUUUGAAGUUGAAUGGUGAGGCAUUUCAGGAGAAUAUUUCGAAGCAACUUGCCAUAGAACAGGACCUACCUGACAGCUCAAAUUACCCAACACUAGAAUAUGAUGAGAACAAGACUAUAGAUACAAUGAAAAUCCAGGUUCCAUCUGGAGAAGUUUUGUCUGAAGUCCGCUAUGCAGCUAUUAAUCCACAAACUCCUACAGAUAUCAAUUCUCUUGAAAAAAUUGUGGACUUUAUUUUUAUCUACAGAAGCUCAUUAUAUCGCCAAGGAUCCUACUACAAAGUAUACAAGAAGCAUAAACCUAGCAAGAAGAGAAAGAAGCCAGAAUCUGAUCUUGGGAUACUGAGGAAAGAUCAAAUACAAGCUGAUCAUAUAUCAGCUAAUAAUGAUUCAGUGCCAGAGAAGAGAAAAAAAAAGAAUGAGACAAUGUCAGGUUUGCCUAAAGAGAAGCAAUCUGCUGCAUCUAAGACUGGCAAGAAGAUGACUGAUAAAAAGGCUUCAGGUGCUGCCCUUUUUGUCUCAUUUGGGCGAGGAUCCUCUCUGCCUUCAAAAUCUGAUCUUAUGACACUGUAUAGUAAGUUUGGAGCUCUCAAUGAAUCAGAAACGGCUAUGUUCUCUAGUGAUUACACUGCUUGUGUGUUCUUCCUGAAAGCCUCUGAUGCUGAAAAGGCCUUAAGCCAUUCACAGAUCAUGAACCCCUUUGGCUCAUCCGAAGCCACUUUCAGACUUCAGUAUCUUUCUGCUGGUUCCACGUCUGAAAAAUCCAAGUCUAAGGUAUCUUCAAUGAAGAAGAAAGAAAAGACUCCAGGCAAGCCAUCGGCCUCACUGUCACCAGGUAGUGAAGCAUCCAAACUGAACUACAUUAAGCAGAAACUUCAGCGUCUGACAUCAAUGCUAGAAGCAUCGGAUGGUAAAUUACCCGAUAUGAAGACAAAAUUAGAGAGCGAGAUGAAAGGGCUUUUGGAGGAUGUGAACAAAAUGGUUGAAUCUUCUUCCUAAAUAACACGUGGAAUACUAGCAAAUAUUUAGCUAGUAAUCAGGGUAGGUUUAUGAUAUGUCAUUUCCAUUUAGUGGACUGUCUUUGUUAUUUAACGAUCAAUUUGUUUGUCUCGUUUCUGAGCCUAGCUUUAUUUAAGGGGUAAAGUUACUUGUAUCAGUUUGUUGUUUAGGAUAUGUAACUUGUUGUAUGCAUAGGCUGUAUAGACACCGACAUCCUUUUAGAUUUCUGUCUCUUAUGGUAGUGGUGAGCAAACAGCUUAUAAGGAUCAAAGGUAUAAUGUUUUCAUUUCUAUAAUGUGUGAAUUACUUUAAUUCUGGUGUAGCUUCGAUUCUUGACGAUGAUUGAAUAGGAAAAAGAGAUGGUCUUUUUGUAGGAAUAAAGUCCCCCUAUUUGGCCAA